This is a messenger RNA of Linum trigynum, 1399 nucleotides long. The record is from the annotation of a GenBank genome assembly. Lineage: Eukaryota; Viridiplantae; Streptophyta; Magnoliopsida; Malpighiales; Linaceae.
CUGCCACAACCAGAGGGGCCAUCUGAGUUGGAGUUAGCCAUGGAGGCCUUCACGGGCCACUCUGCAGAGCCAUGCUACACUUCACUGGAAGAUCCGAACAAAUAAUUAAGGCUUCUCGUGGAGCAGUUUGCUUGAGACACUGAGAGAUCAUGCUCCAAGAUGGAUCUUCAAAUCCAAGCCCUUGCCCUUCCGAUCCCUCAUUUCUCCAUGAAAUGGAGGAGACUGUUCAGUGCUCAGCGAAGCAAACAGAGUGGGUGGAGAAAGUUUGCUCACAUCCUGCUCAAGAUCACCUUUCUCCUACCGCGCUAGAAGAGGUGGAGGAUAACAAAGGCUACGGGGACGUUGAGGAGCAUACAUAAGUUAUCACAGAGAACUCUCAUGAUAAUCAUGAUCAGGAAAGUCCUCUGGUUGCAGAUCACACCUUUCCUCAUUUAUGCUCUAACAUGCUAGGCCCGAGCGAGGAGAUGCAAGAUGAUCUCAUUGAAGAAAUUACAUGGCGACUUGCUCUCCAAUCUGUUCUAGAAGAAGAAGAGAGAGAAAGGUUGAGGGAAGAAGUUGUGGAGGAUGAGAAAGAAAGAAAAGAAGAGGAAGUUCUUGAUCUUUUCCAAUGGGAGAGACCACAUUCUGAUGAAGGAAGGUGGGUUGAGGAAGCAAUUGUCGUCCAGGCUAAGGAUGAAGUUGAGGUGGAAGAGGCUUGCACCGGCCCUAUAUUACAUGUGUUAUCUCACCAAACUUCGAGGAGCUGCUUGGCAAAGACCCAUUUGCAGUGUCUCUUUGCCAAACCAAGACCACAUCAACAUCAAUCCCUCUUGGUGGAUGCGAUGGUUGUCAAUCGAAUAUAUCUUAUCUGGUUUGGGGCAAUGAGACAAGAGCAGAUGUGAAGGAAAGGUCUCGUGAGUGGAGACUUCAUCUUCCUCAAGGCCACGAGCCAUCUUUAUCACCUAUCACAUCACAUGUUCGUGACUUGAGACUCCACCUCAUUAAUGAGAACCUCAACCCUUUGGUUCUGUCCGUGUGGCCUGGCCGUGUGGUCUGGAAUUUCUGGGUUUUAAUCCAAAUUUGAGCCAAAGGAGAGAGAAUUGACUUUUUGGAGCAAAAACAGAGCCCUAGAGAGAGAAAGUGCGAAGAACACAUCCUAAAAGCGAUUUUGGAGCUGGGUUUCAUCAAUCGAGCUUGGAGAUCAUCAGAGGAGUGAAGAUUGACAUGCCAUAGCAGAUUCUUCCCAUUGUUAUGAGUAUGACUUCUUUGUAUUCUGUUUCCCUCUCUCUCUCUCUCUCUAUGGAGUAGAACUCUCUCUCACUUGGGUAUGAAGAACCCUAGUUCCAUGUGUUAAGAAUCUUGAUUAUAAUUACGUUUGGAUUGUGAUAUUGCUUGAUUAUAAUAGAUUGAAGUGUUUUGA